UCUGUGGGCUGAAACGACAAACGAAAGUGGGCGAAUAUGUGUUUGUUUUUAUUGUAAUAAAUAGUGGAAUCGAGGCGCCUAAAAUCGUAUACUGGUAAAGUUAUGUCAAGUAAUAAGUUUCUUUGCAAAAAUGCAUUUUUCUAUACCUGAUCUGCAGCAGUUCCAAGAUGACAACGGAGUUUCAUACACGGGCUACAAUAUUUACAUAGAUGGAUUUUUCCACUGCACAACAAGGUAUAAGCAGCUGCUUUGCCUUCACGAACAGUUGCAAGCACAAAAUCCUUAUUUUAAGUUACCACAAUUCCCACCUAAGAAAUUAUUUCUAACCAGUUCCCAACUAGAGGAAAGGCGGAUCUUAUUGGAAAAGUAUAUUCAACUGGUUGGGCAAAAUCCUAUGUUGGCAAACUCCGAACUUCUGAUCACUUUCCUGUUCUCGGCGCAACAAGAAACACAUUCUGUGAGGAUGCACGAAGUAGACAUUGAAAUAUCUCUAAUGAACGGUUACCGAAUACCCCUCUCCGUCUCAUCCACAGACUCCUCAAGCACAAUACUUGACAUUGCUUGUAAUUAUAUCAAUUUGCCAAAAGAACUGUCAAAAUACUUUUCACUGUAUCUUUUUAACUGGAGUUGUGCUAAGGACGGACAGCCGGCAUUGAAAAAGCUGGAGGAGUAUGAGUCUCCAUACAUAUCUCAAAAGUAUGUUAGGCCUGAAGAUAAAAUCGUUUUAAGGAAGAGUUACUGGGACCUGUGCUAUGAUCUGGAUUUAAUGAUAGAUAGGGUAUCACUAGACCUUUUAUAUUUACAAACAAUAGAAGAGCUUGAUCUGGGCUGGUUAACAGCUGAGUCACAUAUCAAAGACAUACUGAAAUCAUAUGAAGAAAAGAAACAAAAGAGAGAGUACUUAGAGCUGGCGCGGACUUUGAGGCACUACGGGCAGAUACCGGCAGGCGAGGCGGUGACGGACGCGAGCAACAUAUCAGGAGCGACCGGCGCCACCUGCCGCAUAUCCGUGGCGCUCGCCGGCCGCGAGCUCAUGCUGACCAGCCCUCAAGCCAGGGAGCAACGGUACAAGGUCACGAGGAUGCGGUGCUGGAGGAUCACAACUUUACAUGGGGUAGACCAAUCACUAUCAAACGGCCACCGCUCUCUACUGGAGGAGUCGAACAAGAACUUCGAGCUGUCCUUCGAAUACCUCAUCAGCAAAGACAACCUCAAGUGGAUCACCUUGAAGACGGAACAUGCCACGUUUAUAAGCGUCUGUUUGCAGUCAAUCGUGGACGAGCUGAUGCGGCAGAAGGGCGGGUCGGGGCCGGCGUCGCCGCGCUCGCGGGGUGCGGGGCUCACGUACCUGCGCCGCGACGGCUCCUCCCACCGCGUCACCCCCUCCUCCUCCAGCGACACGCUCAGCUCCGCCAAUGGAGAUUCAUUCAACUCUGGCAGCUCUCGAGAGAUAUUCUCAGUUCAGAAGUUGACUGAGAAGUUCGCAUCCGUCGCCUUCAAGACCGGCAAGGAUUGCGUCGAGAACAACGCAUUCGAAGCUAUCGGGGACGAGGAGCUAUAAACCACUGAGGAACGGAACGGUUAGUCUUCUUGAAAAGCCCAAAUUCACAGGUUGAUGCACGAAUGGUGGAACGAAUGGAAUGAACGAAGCGUUCAUUGUAUGGGUGAUACACACCUGUAUCGGUAAUAUCGGUAUACAGUCAGAGCCACCAUUUUAUUGGUUAAUUUCAUGGGCGAAUCAAUUUUUUCGUGACACUCGUUCUCAUGGUUACAUGGGACAAAAGACUUGAAAUCCUGUGUUAAAUGUAUCAAACAUGCAUUUUUGUGGUAGUCAGCUCAUAACUAAUUUCCAUAAUAGGCCAUCUACUAAGCAUGCUAAUAGAACGGCAUACAACAUCUCUUCAAAGUGCGCCAGUAUUGUUCCUUGGACAACAGGCCGGAUAACAACACAAAAAAGUUGAUACACACAUAAAUUUCACAUUUUCAUUCACUCAUUCAUUCCAUUCGUGCCAGCUCUUGUGAGUCAACCUGUACCUAAUUCGCGAAUCACACGCAGGACAUAGUUUCACAGGCAGCUUUGUCGUUUUUAUUCAUUGUAAUUGUGUCAUUUUGUAAGUUCACGGGUGAAUUGUGUUCAUGUGUAAGAGAGGUUUAUGCUUGGCUUUUCAACCAGUCGUAGUUUAAAAAAAACUGUAUACUGUCUAAUCUAGGCCUAAACUGUGACUGUGACAUAGAUCAUAUAAAAAUGAUGUGAAUUCAGACAGUCAAUACAAGCAAUUAAUAUUCUUUUUCAGUGUAGAUUGUAGAAUUAUUAAAAUUCAGCUUUAUCAUUUAGCCCAUUUCUUAAAAGACUACAAUAGUUGUGUGAAUGUGAACUUGUGUGCCUUGAAAGCUACGCCUAAGUGCGUCAGGCAAGUCAAAGAAAGAGGAACGAAUUAUUGUCACGGCCUUUUUUAAUCGUAAUAGAUACCGUCUAUUCUAACUUUGCACCGACUUGAAUAUAACAAAGUUUAAGUAACAAGAGACAGUGACAUUUUAAAAGUCACAUUUUCAUAUAAAUUUGACAUCAAUGAAAAUAAAGCUAUGUCAUUGCGAAUGCAAUGCAGAGUUAGCUUGGGUCGGUUCUACUUAUUUACAAGACUAAAUGUGACGUUAUCUAUGAAAAGGGACCUUAUGUGCAAUUACUAUCCGCAAUGCCGCGCGACGCUGUGCGGCGUAAGCGCCAUCGAUAAUAAGGUUCCUUCAUAGAUAAAGCCCCAAAUUUGUUUGAAUUAUAAAAGUACAUAAUUAUAACCCUCAAAUCCCUGAAUUAACAUUUCGAAAGCAUUAAAGUUCGCUAAAACUAGACAGGUUUAAGCCAUUAGAAAUAUUUGUACUAUUUGUACGUUAAGCUCGAACAAAAGGUUCUCCAAAGAUCACAAUGUCAUUGAAGAAAUUAGUUGCCAAUCCAAUCUAUAAAGAUAGUUGUAAAAAAGUAAUAAAUUCCAUUAAUUAGGUAAUGUACAGCUAAUCAAUUAAAAUUAAGCUAUACUGUUAUACUUGUAUUAUAAUUAUUUACAUUGAUAAGGCUAUGAACAGAAUCUGUCCUCCUUGGCGUUAGGUUAGGUGGUUUUAAAGUCAAACUUUCGGAGUUAGUAUAAUUAAUUAAUUAUACAUAAUUUAGUUAUUUCUUUUUUGUCUCUCUAUUGCAUAAUUAAAUGGCACAUUUAAAGAUUAUUUUGGACAAGCUUUUACGAUGUCGUUUAUAUUAUGAUGAAUUAUUUACAUUUGAUUCGGUUCUGUUUGUUUUCCUAAUUUUCUGCCUAAUAAUAUUUAUAAUUCCUUGAAUAUCAGAAUUUUCAAAUGUAAUAGAUAGAUAUAUGAAUGAAAAAAAGAUCAAAAUCCUAAAUAGCGAAUGCUAUACCUACUUUUGAUGUAAUUAUGAUGGUUAUGCCAUAUAUUUGCCAUUGUUUACAAUAAUUAUUAUAUUGUAGGCUUUAUACAGGCUCAAAACGUUUAGUAUGUAAGCAAUUAUUUUGUAUAAUAUUAUUGUAUUUCCUUAUUAAUAUGAUUUGUAUAGGAUGUGUUUGUUUUACAUCGAAUAUUAACUAGUCGUAAAUAUGUAUCUCUAUUUUAAUCGUGGUAAAACAGGGGAAAUAUAUAGUUAAAUAUAACUAAUGUCAUAACACUAACUAACACUAGAACUAAUCUAAACUAUUUUCGCCCGUGAUUUCCUAAGAUGGCCGUAGUAGUGUUUAGUCCAUCUACGCUAAAAUUUUACAUAUUUAAAUAACUGUUUAUAUUAAUAAAGUAUACCAUAGAUAAUUAAAGAUCUCUUUUAUGGACUAAAUUAAUUUCCUAAUUAUACAAUGUAAAAUUAUAAAUCAAUUUUGUAGGUCACAGUUAUUGUAAAUGUAGCCUUGAUAAUGAGCAUCAUCGACAGCCCAAUACCCCUGUUUAUUUGCUAUGUACCAAAUUUGUUUAAGAAAACUGAUAUAAAAAAAAUUGUAUCAGAGUCUAAUACUUAUCAAAUAUGGCAACAAUAUAUGUUAUAAUACGUUCGACCAUUAAAUACCUAGUUAUGCGGCAAAAUUGAAUCAAAGUUCAUAAGACAAGUUUUAUAUGAAUUGUAACAUUAUAUUUGUUAUUUGUGAACAUUUCAAUGCGUUAUUAAAUAGUAAAGAAAUGUACCUAAUGCAUUUUAUAAAUAAAUUAAUACCUUUUAUAUGUAAUACUUAACGCAAAUGCUACCAACCAAUAUUGAUUGUAUUAAAAUUUGUAAGUGUAAAAAAUGCAUUUUCUGUUUGAAUCAAUGUAAGGCAUUUUAAACAAGUAAAAACCCACCGUAUCAUUUUAUUACAGCAUGAGAAUUUUUCUAUUCCCUAGCUAGAUGGACGUAUUGUGAAAUUUUGUAUAAUUUCCCUAUAAUAUCGGCGUUACAAUACAUUUUUCUACUUCAUAGUUAUUUUAUACUUAAUUUGCAUGUUUUUUUAUGUUUUCUUUGUUCUGAGUUAUGUUAUGUUCAGAGUAAUAAACUCAUAUUUUAAUUUUAUUAUGUAAUAUUUACUUAUAGGUUUAGGGGUCAUCCAUUAAUUACAUCACACGUUUAGAGGGAGGGAGGGGGUCAAGAAAAUGUGACAUAUUGUGACAUGGGGGAGGGGGGGAGUCACAAACUUUGUGACGUCACUUUAACUUCAUCAGUAACCGAAAAUUUAUUUAAAUUAUUUUAUUCGCUGUGCAUUUAAAUAACAAGUUUUUAAAACGAUAAUCGUUUUUAUUCGUUUAAUUUUCUUUCCUAAGCAGUUUUGGGACUUUUGGGUUAUAAAAUUACUAAUAUUUAUAUCGUCAAAACUAUUUUGAUAAAAUAUGAAUAAUACUUAGGCACUUACUUAAUUCGAUUUGGCGAUUUCGUAGAAAAAUGUGACGUCACACUAGGGGGUUUGCCAAAUGUGACCCAGUGUGACAAGGAGGGGGGGAGGGUCAAAAAACCUAGAAAUUCGUGUGACGUAAUUAAUGGAUGACACCUUAUAUUUGUAAACACAUUUAAAUAUUUUUUCAAAAAUGCAUUUUUAGGGGUUUUAUUUACAUUAAUGUUACCGCCGUAUGGAAGUGGUCAAAACUUAGAAAAGCUCUUUUUUCCUAAACUGGUAUCUAAGGUAAAGAUAGGUAAUAUAUAGGGACUAUACCUACUGGGAAUAAGACAAAUAUUUACCCUUAUCGAUUUGUACUUUGGUACCUAUUAUAGAUAUUACUAAAAUUUGCUGAGAUUGGGAAAGACGAACACUAUAUUAUCUAGUUCUAGUAACAAGUAUAGCCUGUUUGUUUUGCCCAACAUCUUAACUUAUGCAUGAAAAAACUAAAAAAAAAUUACCUAAAGAAAAUCAAAUGUAUUACUUGAACUAUAAGGCAGGAAUUCCUAUGAUUCAUUACUUAUCUAUUUGGAAGUUAUGUUGUGUAAGAGUGAUUAUUAUUGUUGUAUCAAUUUGUCUUGUUAUUUAGAUACAUUAUAAAAUUAUUGUUUCAGAGGGACCAUAGUCGUUAAUUAUAGUUUCAGUCUUAUCAUAGUUAUCAUGAAAGGCCAUAAGUAAGCCCAUCUUUUGCCAUACUAUUCUCCAUCCUUUAUUUUUAAUUAUGUAAAAUAUUUAUA
Molecule: messenger RNA, 5626 nt
Organism: Cydia fagiglandana
Lineage: Eukaryota; Metazoa; Arthropoda; Insecta; Lepidoptera; Tortricidae
Gene: Snx17
Product: sorting nexin-17
Exons: 8
Coding region: 131-1561 (476 amino acids)
Biological process (GO): endocytic recycling; intracellular protein transport
Cellular component (GO): early endosome
Molecular function (GO): phosphatidylinositol binding
Source: RefSeq, a predicted model, not a curated record